Molecule: messenger RNA, 8121 nt
Organism: Plasmodium falciparum 3D7
Lineage: Eukaryota; Apicomplexa; Aconoidasida; Haemosporida; Plasmodiidae
Product: putative WD repeat-containing protein
Source: RefSeq, a predicted model, not a curated record
AUGGAUCCCGAUAAAAAUAAUACAAAAGGGAUAAAUAAUAAAAAACAGAAAAUAAAUAAUUUUGACGAAAAUAUUGUUAUGUUAAAUGAAAAAAAUGUUAUGAAUAAUAUGGAUGAGAAAGAUGAAAAUAGAUAUUAUAUAAAGAAAAAAAUAAAAGAACAAGAUGAAAAGAAUAAUGAAAAUAAUAAUUAUAAUAAUGUAAUGGAAUAUAAUAUGGAAUGUGAUAUGUUAUAUAAUAAGAAAGAAGUUCAAAAUAUAAAGAAUAAUAUAUCAGAGAAAUGUGGAAUUGAAGAUUAUGAUGAUUAUAGGAAUAAUAAUUAUGAUGAACAUUAUGAUUUUCCUAAUGGUUCAUAUAGUUGCUCGGAUAAUAUGUAUAAUAAUAAUUAUAAUUUGUUAAAUAAAGAGAAACAAAAAACAAAGAAUAAAGAUAAUAACAGGUUAAGUGAUACGUACAAAGUAUUAAUAAAUUUUUGUAUUAAUGAAAUAAGUAGAAAUAAGGAUCAAGAUGGGAUAAAUGAGGUGUAUCAAGCGUUAAAAAAUAAUAACCUAUUAAUUGGACAUAAUAAUAAUAAAAAUAAAAAUAAUAUAUGUAGUAUAAAUAAUACAUGUAGUAUAAAUAAUACAUGUAGUAUAAAUAAUACAUAUAGUAAUAAUAAUAUAUGUAGUAUAAAUAAUACAUAUAGUAAUAAUAAUGUUGAUAUAAAUUAUUACAAUUAUAAAAAAGAAACAUUGGAUAAAGAUAGCAAAGGUAAUGUAUUUAAUAAUAAUAAUAAUAAUUAUUAUUAUAACAAUUUAUGUGAUGGAGAUAAUAAUAAAAAUGAAGUAAAUUAUAUUUCGAAUAAAUAUAAUUCUUUAUAUAAUAAUAAAGAUAUGAUGAUGGUAGGUAUGAAAAGGAAAAAGAAAUUAAUAUAUAGUGAUGAAGAGUGUGAUAAAUAUAAAAAGAAAAAGAUGUGUAUAAAAAACGAUAUUGAAUGUGAUAUGUUACAUAUAUUUAAGAAUGUAAUAAAUAUUUUAACAUGUAAAUAUCCUGAACAUAAUAUAAAAGAAUUUUUUUUUAAUAGUCAUAAUAAACUAAAAGAAGAAUAUGAGAAUAAUAAAAAUAAGUCUAUACAAUUAUCAAGUUAUUAUUGUAAUAGAUAUAAUAAUGUGUAUAAUAAAAUAAAGAAUAAAAUAUUUUUUUCGAGAAACAAUUUAAGGAAGAAAAGUCAUAUACAUAUAAGAUAUAAAUAUGAUGUAUUUAAUUAUUGUUUAAAAAAUAUAAAAAGGAAUAUAACAAUAUUAUCACAUUAUUUACCACAUAAAAAAGAAUAUGAUUAUAUAACAAAAAUAAGGUUUGAUGAAUAUUGUGAUAAUAUAAUAACAUCGGGAAAAGAUGGUUUUAUCAAAAUAUACCAUUUAAUAACGGGAAAUAUAAUAAUGUGUAUACGAGCACAUAAUUAUCCCAUAACAGAUUUUGAUAUACAUAAAUCAAAUAGAUAUAUGAUAUCAUGUGAUGAAAAGGGUAUAGUAAAAUUUUGGUUUCUUGAUAAGUAUAUGUAUAAAUUAUUGUUUACAUAUAGAAGAACCUUUUAUAUGAAAAAUGUAAAGUUUUUUUACAAUGUAACGCAUAAAAAUGUUAAAUCCUCACAAAGUUAUGUGAAUAAUAAGUAUGGUUUGUUCCAUAAUCAUUACAAUAGUAAUUAUGAUAAUAAUUAUGAUAAUAAUUAUGAUAAUAAUUUCUAUAAUAAUUAUGAUAAUAAUUGCCAUAAUAAUUAUGAUAACAAUUACCAUAACAAUUACCAUAACAAUUGCCAUAACAAUUACCAUAACAAUUGCCAUAACAAUUACCAUAACAAUUGCCAUAACAAUUACCAUAAUUAUUAUCAUAACCGUUACCAUUAUAGUUGUGGAGGUAGGAAUUCUUGUCUUUACUAUAAGACAUAUGCGCUGUGUUCUACUAAUACUUAUUUUUUUAUUAUAAAAUUUGACGAUUUAAAUAACGAUUAUCAAAUUAUAAAAUCUAUUAAUACCAUGCCCAUGGAUAAUGUGAAAUUUUUUCCAUAUCUUCAGUUUUCGUAUUCAUUAAAUUAUAAUAUAUCGCCUUAUGUAUAUAACAAGUUGAUAAUAUCUAAGAAUCCUAUAAAAGAACUAAAAAACAGUUAUUUAAUAUUUAUUAAUACUCAGAAAGAUACAAAUAAUAAAUAUAAUGAAAAUAAUAAUGAUCAUAAUAUAAAUGGGAAUGGUCGUAAGAAGAAGCUGAAAUUUUUAUUAUUAACGACAAAGAAAAUUUAUGAUGAUCAUGAUGAACACAUGAGUAUUACUCCUCAUGAUGUUGAAAUUACAAAAUAUGUAAAUAAAGUUAGUGAUGAGAUAUAUAAUAAUAUACAUGCAGAAGAUGUUAUUGAAUUAGCUUAUAAUAAAGGAGAUCAAAAAAAAAAGAAAUUAAAUGAACAAGAUAAUUCGUAUAGAAAAAUAUUUCAAUUUUUUGAAAUAAAUAUUUUACAGAAUGUAAAAAAUAAUAUAGGUUUUGUUAUGUUUAAAACGUUUGAGGAUUUUAAGGAGGAAAUAUUUUUAUUUUUAUUUUCAAAUACAUCAGCGAAUUUUAUAACUGUUCAAACGAAUGGAUCCAUAUAUAUGUGGAAUUUUAAAAAGUACUUAAGUGAUUUAAAUAAAUAUAAAAAAAAAAAAAAAAUAAAAAAAAAUAAUAAUAAUAUAAAUAAUAUAAACAAUAUAAACAAUAAUAAUAAUAAUCCAAGUUAUUGUAAUAAAUAUCAUUAUAGUGAUGUAAAAAAUGAGAAGAAGAAAAAAAUAUCCAUUUGUUGUUUUUAUACCUCUCUUUAUGUUGAAUAUAUGAUGGAGUCUUCAGCAAUGCAUGAACAUGCAAAAACAAAAAAUAAAAACGAGAAUGUGUUGAAUGAAAUAAAUAAAGAAAAUAAGAAUGAUUUGUUUAUUAUAUCUUCAACAUCUUGUUCGUCCUAUUAUUAUUCGUCUAGUGAUUAUGAUGACGGGCGUAGUGAUAAUACAUUAGAUGAUGAAGGGAAAGGAAAUGGUAAUUAUUCAGAUGAUUCUUUACGAAGAAUGGGAAGGAAUAUGGGGAAUGACUUUAUUAGAAGAAAUAAUAAUAAUAAUAAUAAUAAUAUGAGAAUGAUGAAUGAUGAUGUUAAUAAUACAAAUAAUAAUAUUUGUAAUAAGAGGGAUCGUGUGGAUUAUGGUUUAUUAGAUAGGGAGGAAGGGAAUAAUAAAAGUGAAGGGUGUAUUAUAAAAAAUUUAGAACAUAUUUCUAAAUUGGAUAAAAAUAAAGAUAAAAAAGGUAAAAUUAGUAAUUAUGAUAAAUAUAAUAAUAAUAAUAAUAAUAUAUAUAAUAAUAAAUAUUGUGAGAAUAGUUUUUUAAAAAAAACGAACAUUUGUAAUAAAUGUUCAAAUGAGAAGAAAUGUAUUCAUACAUUAAAUAACGAAAAAACAAAUAAUAAAACAAAAUUACGAGCAAAGAAAUUACAUUAUAAAAUAAGUAAUAUAUCCUUGAAUAUAUCUGAUGAAUAUUUAAUUGUUGCCGAUGGUAUAACAAAUAAAUCUAAUUCAUCAAAAGAUAUAAAUAAUGCUGUUACCAUGAGAACUAAUAUAUCUAUAUUUAGUACAAAAACUUAUGAAGAAACCAAAUUUUUUGAUUUAAAGAAAUGUGAUAGUUAUGUUAGUUUUAUAGAACCUAAUCCAUUUUACAAAGAUAUAAUAUUAUUUGGUUGUUUUCGAAAAUAUAUAUAUUUAUUAAAUGUUGAAAAAAAAAAAAUUAUAAAAAAAUUUUCAUAUGAUAGUGAUUUAAAAAAUUUCUCUGCAGAAUGGAAUAAAAACGGAUACUUUUUUAUAGUAUCUCAUAAUUUUGGUUACUUUUCUAUAUUUACAUUAAAUAAAAAUUCUUGUUAUAAAUUUACAUUACGUGAACAGAUAACAUCUACACAAAUAUGUUUUCUAAAUGAUUUAAAUGCAAAUGAAAAUAUGGAAGAUUAUGAUAAUGUUAAUGUUAUGUCAGAUGUUUAUGUGUAUGAUUCGGUUGGUGGUAUGAACGAAUCUAAUCGUGUCCUUCCGGUCGGAGGUGUGUCGACAUCUAAUAAUAAUCUUAUGAGUAUGAGGGGGCGACGUCUCACACGGUCCACCCGAAACAAUGGAAAUAAUAACAACAACAAUAAUAAUAAUAAUAAUAAUAGGAGUAGUAUUAAUAAUAGAAGUAGUAAUAAUAAUAGAAGUAGUAAUAAUAAUAGUAGUAGUAAUAAUAAUAAUAGUAGUAAUAAUAAUAGGAGUAGUAAUAAUAAUAGUAGUAGUAAUAAUCGUAGCGGACAUAGACUUACCAGGGGAGGGAACAAAAUCGAACGAACCUCCAAUAGUGAUGACGAACUCGAGAUUAUUUCAAGAAAUAAUGUUAAUAAUUCAAACGAUCAAGAUAUAAAUAAUAAUAAUAAUAAUAACAACAGCAAUAAUAAUAAAGAGGAACAGAAUAAUUUAAGUUUUAAGUCCUCUAGUAAAAAGAAAAAGAAAAUCAUCGAAGAAAGCUCAGAUUACGCAAGCUCAGAAAAAACUAUUUAUACCUUAUAUACAGAUAGUAAUUCAAGAUGCUCCAAGCAAAAUUACAAAAAAAAUAAAAAUAAAAAGAACAACCAUAAUAAGGAUACUGUACACGGUAAUAAUCCCUUAGGAGAUAUAAACACACAAACAAAAAAACAAACAAAUAAGAGUAUUAAUAUUAAUAAAAAUGAUGAUGCUCAGGAGGAUGAUCUUUUAAAUGAUGAAGUGAAAAUUAUAGAAAAUGGAAAGAACACAUUUGGAAAGAGAACAAAACAAAGAUUCUUAAAUAAUAAUAAACAGACUGUUAUUAAUUUGGAAUGUAUGUCGAAUAAUAACGACGAAGUUAUUAAUGUGGAGGAUGUGCAUAGAGAAACGCAAAAGAGCAAAAAUAAAAUAAAAACAAAAAAGAAAAAUAACAAUAAUAAUAAUAAUAAUAAUUAUGAUGAUGAUGAUGAAGGUGUGGAUGUGUGUGAGGAUAAGGAUGAGGAUGAAAUUAUCAACAUUGAUCAUAUUAUUAAUACAAGUUCGUCGUUUAAUUCAAAAGAUAAUAUAUAUAAGAAAAAUAAAAAAAUUUCAAAGAAUUUAAAAAAAAGGAAUUCAGAACCUGACUGUAUUCAUAUUAACGAUAGUAGUUUCAUGGGGAAUAAAGAUGACGCGUUUGUAUUAGAUGACGACGAUGAAAUAAAGAGUAACAACAAUAAUAAUAAUGAUGAUAAUGAUGAUAAUUAUUGUCAGAAUGAAAGAUGUGAUGAACCAUGGGGGCACCCAAAUAAACAAUCCAAUUUUGUUAAAAAAAGUAAAAUACGAAGAAAGUGUAAAAAGGAAGUAACAGAAAUAUGUGAUGAUAAAAAGGAAGAGCAAAUUUCAAGUAAUGAUGAUUCUUUUUUUGAUAACCAGAGCUCAAUUAGUUUUCUUAGUGAUGAUUCGAAAUAUGAUAAUUAUACAGACUGGUUAAAUUAUACAUCAGAUGGUAGUUAUACAUCAUAUAUUAAUAAAAAUUGGAAAAUUGGGAAAAUUGAAAAAAUUGAAAAUAUGGAAAAAAUUGAAAAUAUUGAAAAAAUUGAAAAUAUGGAAAAUAUUGAAAAUAUGGAAAAUAUUGGAAAAAUUGAAAAUAUGGAAAAUAUUGGAAAAAUUGAAAAUAUUGAAAAAAUUGGAAAUAUUAAAAAUAUUGAAAAAAUUGAACAAAAUAAUAAUAAAAGUUGUGAUAGUAUAUCCAACACAUCUUGGAGUUCCGAUAAUGAUCAAGAUUUCUUAAUUAAUUCCAUGUUAUCAUCAAAUGAUUAUAUUAAAAAUGUGAAAGGUUAUUUAUUUAGAAAAGAUAAUAUAAAAGAAGAUUUGUGUGUGAAGGAUAAUAAUAUGAAUAAUUGUUUAAAGGAUUUCGGUUGUUAUUAUAAAGAUUCAGGUAGUCAUAACUUGAAAUAUAUAAAUUCUUCAGUGUUAUCACAGAAUAAUAAUUAUUGUAAUAAUAAAUAUAUAUAUGCAAAUGAUUAUUUGAAUACAUGUAUUAUGUACCAAAAUUUUUAUAGAAAUAAUAAUUCAGGUUGUUUAAUUUAUACCAAAAAGAAGAAAAGAAGAUGUGCGUCGGAAGAAAAUAAACCUAUACUUAACAAUUUUAAUAACAUGAAUAUUCUUGUCGAUAAGAAAUUUAAAAUAUACGAGCAAGAAUUACAACCUUUACUUCCUCGUUUUUCUAGUUUUAAUUCGUGUGAAAAUUAUUUAGAUUUUUUAAAAAAUGAGAAAAUAGAUCCGAUACAUAUUUAUAUAAGUUAUUAUAAAUAUAUAUAUGGAAAAUUAAGAAAUAGAGAUAAAAGUUAUAAGAAUUUAUUGGUAUAUGACAUAUUAUAUAAGGUAUUACAAAAUUAUAGAAAGAGUAUGUCUUUAUAUAAUACAAAAAUAGAUAAUAAGAACGAGAGGAAUGUAAAUAAUAUUUAUUGUGAUAAAUUUAUGAAAUCUAGUAGUAUAAAACAAAUUGAUUAUUUUAAUGGUCCUUCUCCUAAAGAUCAGGGUAUUAUUAUGUUAAAUAAUAUAAUUCUUAAAGAUGAGCUUAAGAAUGAUUUGGGUUCAUUAGGCGAGAAAGGAAUAGUUAUGUGUGAUGAAUCUACAAAUUGUGAUUACAAAAAAGAGAAAGAGGUUGAUUUAAAAAUGGAUCCCUUGUUAGAAAAAUUAAAUAAAUAUAUUGAAUUUUAUAAAACGGGGAAAGCAGAAAAGUAUAAACAGAAUUAUCUAAAUUUAAUGAAAAUAUAUAAAAUAUAUAAUCGUUUUGUUAACAAAACAGAUGAUGUUCUAUGUUCAAAUAAUAUUAUAUAUAAUAAUAAGAAGAAGAAGAAGAAGAAUGAUUAUGGUAAUUACAAUAUAUAUAGAAAUAAUAAAAAUGAUUAUGAUUUAUUGUAUGCUUCAAUUUUUUAUCGUUUUUUAAAAAGGUUACCUUGUAAAGAAGAAGAAAAUAUUGAUAAUUUUAUUUAUUAUAAUAGAGACAUGAUUUGUAAGAAGAAUAGAAAUAAAUAUAAUAAUAAAGAAAAGAAAAGAAAAAGAUUAAAAGAUUAUUUACAAGCAUAUUUAAUGCAUUAUGAAAGGGUACAUCAAAAAAAAGAAGAUUGGGAUUAUAUUUUAUUUUUAUAUACAAGUAAUAAUAAAAUGAUUUAUAUGAAUAAUUAUACAAAAAAGAAAAUAUUAGAAACCUUAGAAGAAAAAUAUCAAAAAAAUUUAAUAAGAGAAAAGUUUAAUAUGUUACAUAAUUAUCCCUUAAAAGGUAGAAAUUGUAUUAUAAAAAAUGUUGAUCAAUUAAUAGCAUGUCAAUAUUUGAAUCCAUAUUCAGUAUAUGUAAGAUCUCCUGUGGAUAAUUAUGAUUAUAUUAAUAUACAGAGUUUUGAUAAUUCCUUUCUUUCAAAUUAUUCAAGAUAUAAUGAUUUCUUUACGAUGUUUAGAAAUAAUGUGUAUAAUAAUAUUAACAACAAUAAUAAUAGAAAUAAUAAUUUUAAUACUUCUUUAAAUUAUGAACAUAUAGCUAGCUCAGUUCGAAAUACAGAAAUAGCUGUAAUAAGUGAGGGCUCUUCUAUGUUUACUAGUGACCAGUCGGCAAAUUAUUUUUCUGAGGACGAAGAAGAAGAUGACGAUGAUUAUUAUGACGAUGAUUAUUAUGAUGACGAUUAUGAUGAUGAUGAUGAUGAUGAUGAGGAUUAUGCAGAUGAUGAUUUUUAUAAUGAUGAAUAUACAUAUACAAACCCUGCAUAUUAUUAUAAUCGAAGAUAUACAAGAAAUAGAGCUCGACGGACAUCACAGCGUACAAGAAAUAAUAGAAGAAAUAAUAAUAACAACAAUAAUAAUAAUAGGAAGUCAAGAAAAAGAUCUACUAGAACGAAUAGGAAAAAAAAUGAAAGAACCAAAAAAAAAAACUUUGAAAAUUUUUUAAAUGUAAGGAAAAGUGAUAGACUAAGGAAUAAAGAACAGAAUAAAAAAGAAGAAAAUAAUAAUAACAACAACAAUAAUAAUAAUAAUAAUAAUAAUAAUGCACUUUUUAGAAACUCAUUAAAUUCUAGAAAUAGAUAUAAUACCAGAUCUUCUAAUAUUAACCGUGAUCAUCUCAUAUGA